CAAUUUAACGUUUACAAAGAGGGUUAUUUACUGAUGUGUUAUUAAAAUUAAUUAUUUUUGAAUAUACUCGAAAACUAUAAUGGCCGAACUUGCGGCAACAAAUUUAUUUGAAUCACAAACUAUAAAUGCAGAUCACAAGGACCUUAUCCAUGAUGUUGCUUAUGAUUUUUACGGAGAAAGAAUGGCCACUUGUUCCAGCGAUCAGUACGUUAAAGUGUGGGAUACAGAUGGGCGAGGUGGGUGGCGGCUUACGGGCAGCUGGAAAGCCCACCAUGGUUCUGUCUGGAAGGUGACUUGGGCUCAUCCAGAGUUUGGGCAAGUUUUAGCAACAUGUUCAUUUGAUAGAACUGUUGCUAUAUGGGAAGAAGUUGGUGACACCACAGCCCCUGGCUCUGAGAAAGGUCUCCGCACAUGGGUCAAACGGUCGAAUUUAGUGGACUCUCGAACCUCAGUGACGGAUGUAAAAUUUGGCCCAAAACAUCUAGGUUUAUUGCUAGUCACUUGUUCAGCAGAUGGAAUUAUAAGAAUCUAUGAAGCCCCCGAUGUAAUGAAUCUUGCUCAAUGGACUCUACAGCAUGAGAUCCCUACCAAAGUAUCAAUUAGUUGUCUAUCAUGGAACCCUACUUUAUCUAGCAACAGAGUAAACCCACCAAUGUUGGCGGUGGGCAGUGAUGAACCAAACAUCUCCAAUGCCAGCAGUAAUCAGGUGGAUAAGACAUGUAAUGGAAAAGUUUUCAUCUAUGAAUACGCGGAGACGUCGCGUCGCUGGACGCGCACCGACUGCGUGUCGGCGGUGCAGGAGCCCGUCAACGACCUGGCCUUCGCGCCCAACCUCGGCCGCUCCUUCCACCUGCUCGCCGUCGCCACCAAGGAUGUCCGUAUCAUCAAGAUCGAGCCGCUGCCCGAGUCUUCCGGUGGUGCGGGGGGCGCGGCGGGUGCGGGGGGUGCAGGGGGCGCGGUGGGUGCGGCGGGCAACGGGUGCGGCGCGCGCUACAAGACGGAGGUGCUGGCGGCCUUCGACGACCACUACUCGUGCGUGUGGCGCGUCUCCUGGAAUGUGACCGGCACAUUGCUCGCCUCCUCCGGCGACGACUGCUGCGUCAGGCUCUGGAAGAUGCAAUACUUGAACCAAUGGAAAUGCGUGGCGGUGUUCAAGAACGAGCCCCAAGCGGGCGACUCGCCGACUCCGGGGCGAGCGCACACCACGUACACGCGGCUGGCGGCCAUGGCCAACGCCGCGCACAUGCCGCACCACUGACGACACGCCCCCCGCCACGCCCCGCACUACGCGCCACGCCCACCACCACCAC
Messenger RNA from Papilio machaon (common yellow swallowtail), 1310 nucleotides. It is a transcript of the gene Nup44A, whose product is annotated as nucleoporin SEH1. Gene Ontology annotation, cellular component: Seh1-associated complex; nuclear pore outer ring. Gene Ontology annotation, biological process: positive regulation of TORC1 signaling; cellular response to amino acid starvation. Bases 80 to 1258 code for a protein of 392 amino acids. The record is from RefSeq and is a predicted model, not a curated record. The transcript has 8 exons. Gene Ontology annotation, molecular function: protein binding; structural molecule activity. NCBI's taxonomy places the organism in Eukaryota, Metazoa, Arthropoda, Insecta, Lepidoptera, Papilionidae.